AGAAACGAAGGGCGUACAUUGACUUUUUGAGGCACAAUGCAUCUCUCUGAAGAUCUAAAAGACACAGAUUCAAACUUUUCCGUCCUUGGCUUGGGUCCCGACUGUCUCCUGGAGCAGCUCACCGUGUGGGGCCCGGACCUGACUUUCCUCAGUGUGGAGGCUGCCAGGCGGCGGCGUCCUCUGCCUGUGGGGAUGGCUUUACAAGGAGCAUCUGCAGUGCUGGGACCCCAUGUGGCCACGGACCCAGGAGCCUCCCUGUCUGCUUUCAUGGCACGGCCCUUCCCCGCACCCACUGCCGGCGCCCCUCACCGGCCACUGUGGGGGCAGCACCCGCCGCCCCUCAUGACCCCGCCAUUCCCUCCUGGUGGCCCCCUGGUGCUGCCAGCUUUCUCCAGGACUCCGCUGGUGGCAGGAGAGGCUGGCCUCGGCCCCAAUGGGACUGGGACCUGCAAUGUCAUUGUGCAGGUCCGGUCAGAACAGGGGUGCUCAGUGACCCCCCAGACUCAGACCAUCGUCCUCACUCAGGCCCCCCUCAGCUGGAGUGCUCCAGGGGCCCUCUGUGGGGGUGCUGCGUGUCCCGCACCCCUCUUCGUGACAGCCUCUGCGGUGGAGACCAGCAUGCCUGCCUCGGCCCAUGGGGGCUCCCAGGCUGGCAAGGGAGGCUCGGCCCCAAGCCUUCCACCUCCGGCUCAGCCCCCAGCCGCGCAGCUGACCACCGUCGUGCCCCCAGUCGACGCCAGGCCACAGCCUCACGGAGCUUCCAGGAGCCGGACCACGGCCUCGCCCGAGGACUCCUGUAACCCCAAGAGUGUUUACGAGAACUUCCGGCGCUGGCAGCGCUUCAAGUCGCUGGCCCGGAGGCACCUCCCGCAGAGCCCCGACGCAGAAGCUCUCUCCUGCUUUCUCAUCCCGGUGCUGCGGUCCCUGGCGCGCCUGAAGCCCACGAUGACGCUGGAAGAGGGAGUGUGGCGGGCCGUGCAGGAGUGGCAGAGCAGAAGCAACUUUGACCGCUUGAUCUACUACGAGAUGGCGGGAAAGUUCAUGGAGUUCGAGAUGGAGGAGGAGAUGCAGAUGCAGAAGUUACAGUGGGUGAAGGUGGCCCAGGGCCUGCCUCCCCCAGCGCCCCCGAAGCCUGAACGGCGGGGGCCCCCAGCCGCGGAAGCGGGCCCGCAGCCAGCGUGCGUUCCCAGGAAGGCGGGUUCCAGGGCCCAGCCCUCCCGCCAGCAGCCACGCAGACCCCCGCGGCGCCCGGAGAGCAAGGCGCCCAAGGAGAUCCCUCCAGAGGCUGUGAGAGAGUACGUGGACAUCAUGGAGGGGCUGCUGGGGCCUGGCCACUCGGCCCCGGGGGGCCCGGCAGGUGAAUGCGGAGAGGAUGGAAAGGAGCCACAGCAGAAUGAGGCCGCGACCUACCCGGACCCGGGUCUCCUGAGCUACAUUGACGAGCUGUGUUCCCAGGAAGACUUCGUCACCAAGGUGGAGGCAGUCAUCCACCCCUGCUUCCUGGCGGAACUGCUGUCCUCGGAACCACAGCUGGACCUCCUGGCCCUGGCUGAGAAACUGGAGCAGGAGGAAGGACUCAGCCUUGCAGAGCUGGUGGAGAAACGACUGAUGGCCUUGAAUACGGAGGAGGGUGUGCAGGCACCCCCACGCCUCUGCGCAGCCCGGUCGGGCCCCACGCCUGAGCACGAGACCGGUCCCGGGAAGGGGCUGGGGGUCAGCGACAAAGCCUGCCCAGCAGACACUGACGGCCAGGACCUUCAGAGGCACGGCCGAGCACAGACACACCUGUCGGGGCCCAGAGCCUUUGCUCUCUCUCCCGGACGACAGGAGUCCCCUGCACCUCGAGCUGGACGUGUCCCCUCCCCUCCCCAGGGUCAAAGACCCUCCAAGCCCCACCUGCGCUCCACUCCCCUCGUGGCCCCGCACCAUCACACCUGCAACCACUACGGCUCCUCCCCGCGGACCCGCCCCCAGGGCCUCCCGCCCACCGCACCAGGCCCCAAGGACCACUACAGCGGGCAGCUGAAGGGGAACCCACAGGCCGCCCAGGACACCAGACCCUCGGGCCCCUGUCCCCGCGGGCCACACCUCAAGGGCGCACACAACGCGAAGCAAGAACGCCACAGACCGCGGGCCGCCACCCCUGCACGCCGGGGAGCGCGCGCCCUCAUCUUCAAGCCUACCUCACGCAAGCACGAGGCGGCCACGCACGGCCCCGCCCUCAGCCAGAGGACAGUUAGGGACCCCCGCCCCCGAGCCCGCGCAGGCGCGCUUUCUCCGGCGGGCAGCCUCAACGGACGCCGGGAGCUGUUGCAGGGGAGGGUCCGGGAGACUUUCAGCCCCGCCCCUGGGGAGGUCCAGCGCGUGGGAAGUGAGCGCUCAGGGCCCUACCAUCGCAGGCGUGCACUCCCUGGCCUCAGACGCGACCUUGCGAACGACCUGGGACAGGUGCCUCCGAAGAAGCCCGAGGGCCCCGCGGGCGGGCGGGCGGGCGGCCACCUCCGUCCCGACUGCGCGUCGGCUGCUCUUUCCCGCCUUUCUGCGCCCUCUGCGCCCGGCUGA
This is a messenger RNA of Lutra lutra (Eurasian river otter), 2562 nucleotides long. Its product is annotated as NUT family member 2G-like. The coding region runs from base 37 to 2562 and encodes 841 amino acids. The record is from RefSeq and is a predicted model, not a curated record. The transcript has 11 exons. NCBI's taxonomy places the organism in Eukaryota, Metazoa, Chordata, Mammalia, Carnivora, Mustelidae.